UGUGGAGAGACCAGAGCGCCUUCAGCAGAAGGCACCAUGCAAGUCCUCCUCCUCCUCCUCUCAGCUGUGGGGUUUUGCUGGGGACAGUACAACCCCAACACCCUCUCUAAGAGGACAUCUAUUGUACAUCUCUUUGAAUGGCGCUGGGCGGAUAUUGCUCUGGAGUGUGAGCGCUAUUUAGCUCCUAAUGGAUUUGGAGGAGUUCAGGUUUCGCCUCCAAAUGAAAAUAUUGUCGUUACUAACCCAAACAGACCUUGGUGGGAAAGAUACCAGCCUGUUAGUUACAAGCUCUGCACUCGGUCAGGGAACGAAGAUGAGUUCAGAGACAUGGUGACCAGAUGCAACAAUGUUGGAGUUCAUAUUUAUGUGGAUGCUGUUGUCAACCACAUGUGUGGGGCUGCGGGUGGCUCAGGCACACACUCUACCUGUGGAAGCUAUUUUAAUGCUGGAAACAGAGAUUUUCCAGCUGUGCCAUACUCUGGCUGGGAUUUCAACGAUGGCAAAUGUCAUAGUGGAAGUGGAGAAAUUGAAAAUUAUGGUGAUAUAUAUCAGGUCCGGGACUGCCGCUUGGUCAGCCUUCUGGAUCUGGCCCUGGAGAAGGACUACGUGCGCUCCAAGGUGGCUGAGUACAUGAACCAUCUCAUUGAUAUUGGUGUGGCAGGCUUCCGGCUUGACGCUGCCAAGCACAUGUGGCCUGGAGACAUCAGGGCAUUUCUGGACAAGCUGAAAGAUCUAAAUACUAAAUGGUUUCCUGAAGGAACCAAACCAUUCAUUUACCAGGAGGUGAUUGACUUGGGUGGAGAGCCGAUCAAAGGCAGUGAAUACUUUGGAAAUGGACGAGUGACAGAGUUCAAAUACGGUGCAAAGCUGGGGACAGUGAUCCGCAAGUGGAACGGAGAAAAGAUGGCCUACCUAAAGAACUGGGGAGAAGGCUGGGAAUGGAUAAAUUGCAUUUGUUUAUUUUCACACAGGAAUAUGAGUGUCUAUUUGCAAACUGGACUGCCUGCUGGUACGUACUGUGAUGUUAUUUCUGGACAAAAGGAGAACAACAAAUGUACUGGAAAACAGGUGCUUUUUGCCACAUUGCCUUAUAAUAUGAGCACUAUGAUGAUGAAGAAAGCAACAGUGUCAUCCCGAGAAACACCAGGUCUUUCAGAUAACUCACAAAACCCAGUGUUAUGGUCGGCUUUACUCACGAUGGUUGUUUUUAAAAAAUAUUAGUACUAGGAAAUAUUU
Messenger RNA from Empidonax traillii (willow flycatcher), 1236 nucleotides. Its product is annotated as pancreatic alpha-amylase-like. Gene Ontology annotation, biological process: carbohydrate metabolic process. Gene Ontology annotation, molecular function: cation binding; alpha-amylase activity. NCBI's taxonomy places the organism in Eukaryota, Metazoa, Chordata, Aves, Passeriformes, Tyrannidae. The transcript has 8 exons. The record is from RefSeq and is a predicted model, not a curated record. Bases 37 to 1221 code for a protein of 394 amino acids.